UAUCACACAGCCAUUGCCAUGACCUUUAAGAGUUAUCCUCCCUCUAUAUAUAUACACAUACGUACCUCCUAUAUGGUCAUAUAUUUCUUUUGCAGUGUGAUUGUACUAUGGAGUUGCGAUGAUUUGUUAUGUUUUGACUUGCUAAAGGAGGUCUUUCUCCAACCAACAAGCUCUUUCGCCACAUACUUCUUUAUGGGUUCAAAAGCUUGCAAUUAACUAAUUUUUGUUGAUCUACAGCUUAUUGAGAAAUGGAUUCAUUUCGUGUGAUCGUUGUAUGCUUUUGGAAUGGUUCUAUUCGAUCAACUAGUAACAAUGUUAAGUAUGUUGGGGGAAGACGUAAACUGUUUGCAUGCAACUCAUACAUGGAUUUGAAUGAAUUUAAACAUUUUAUAUGCUCUAAGAUUGGCAUUGACACUACAAGAAGUACUGUUAAUUUAAGUUUUAAGUACAAUAGUGGAGAUUUGUUAGCUUUUCCGGUUGAGGAUGAGGAGGCUAUAGAUGCGAUAUGGGAGUAUUCAAGGUCUACCCCUACUCCUUCUUUAGAGUUAUAUGUAGAAGAGGUACCCCUAGGGAAUGAAGAUAUCAACGUUGUGGAAAUAAAUGCAUUCAUGAAUAUAACUUCUUCUACUCCUUCUCAUACGCCCUUUCCUACCCAAGAAAUCCAAAUUCCCUUUAUGCCAUCUUCCUCUUGUCUUUCUAAUGAACCCAAUCAACUUCAAUUUCAAGUCUCAAAUGAUGAUACUUUUAACUUAGAAGAUACAAAUGAGCCUUGGGAUGAUGUUAAUAGUGAGAGUAAUGAAUUUGUUGAAGCUCCUUCUGAGGAUGAUUUGGUUGUUGACGAGGAGGCUCUUGCUAACACCGAGAAGGCAAACUACCAUGAAGGCAAACUACCAUGAGAUCGUCGCAUUUGACUACAGACGAGGCCUUUUCCAAGUUAAGACUGGACGUGGUAAUAGAGGAUCCGCCAAGGGUGGUAAAAUACAAAGUGUAGAUAUGAGAGAGAUGAAAUGCACUUGUAACAAACCCAUAUAUCACUUACCUUGUUCUCAUGUUCUUGCCGUAUGUAUUAAACGACACUUAUCCUACGAGCGUUUUGUGGACUCCUGCUACACGACCCAGAGCUAUGUUAACACAUAUGCAUCCAUAUUCUUGCUGUUGAUUGAUAAAAGGUCAUGG
This is a messenger RNA of Amaranthus tricolor (Joseph's coat), 1176 nucleotides long. RefSeq lists its product as uncharacterized. The transcript has 3 exons. The record is from RefSeq and is a predicted model, not a curated record. NCBI's taxonomy places the organism in Eukaryota, Viridiplantae, Streptophyta, Magnoliopsida, Caryophyllales, Amaranthaceae. Bases 249 to 896 code for a protein of 215 amino acids.